Cydia splendana is the source of this 1800-nucleotide messenger RNA. RefSeq lists its product as uncharacterized. The transcript has 3 exons. The coding region runs from base 113 to 559 and encodes 148 amino acids. Lineage: Eukaryota; Metazoa; Arthropoda; Insecta; Lepidoptera; Tortricidae. Gene Ontology annotation, biological process: positive regulation of voltage-gated potassium channel activity; regulation of synaptic transmission, cholinergic; sleep. The record is from RefSeq and is a predicted model, not a curated record.
AUUCAUUCAUUUCUGUUUCAAAACUGUUGAAGUGUCGUGUGUUGAGUUUGCGACUUUGUUUUGUGUAACAAUUUAAUUAUUUUCAUGCUUUGUUAAAGAUUAUAUUUUAAAUAUGACAACUUUAUACAGUGUAUUGAUUUUCGCUUGUACUCUGCCAGCAGUUUUCAGCGUACGUUGUUAUCAAUGUGCAUCGUCCCAAAACUUGCUAGAAGAUACUUGCGGCGCUUAUAAGUCAUUCGACAAAGAGAGUCACAUAGCAGUUGACUGCUACAGCGAAGAAACCAAUAUACAGGGAGCAUUUUGCAUGAAACUCACUCAGCAGGGACCUAAAGGGUUUAUUUGGGAUGGUAGAUGGCGUCAAGUGAUUCGCCGCUGUGCCUCAAUAGCAGAUACCGGAGUCACCACAGUGUGCAAUUGGGGAGUGUAUGAAAAUGGCGUCUAUUGGGAGGAGUGUUACUGUGCUUCGGAUGAGUGCAAUGGUUCAUCAUUCAUUACCUCUUCCGUUGCACUGACUUUGAGUACCAUAGUUUUAGCUUACUUGCACAAACUUGUUUUGUGAUGUAGUUAAGUUAUAGUUUCAUGUUGAUGUAAUUGACAUUAACAGGGCUCAAACUUUUAGUGCUGAUGAUCUACCUAGAUGAUUGUAAAGAAUUACCACUUAUCAAUAUUUUUAAUUAAACAAUAUUAUAUUUACAUCAUCCAGUGUGCAAAACGGCAUCAUCUUUACAUCACCCACAAUACAAAUUCGAGCCCUGGACAUGAAGAUGAACUGGUAUCUUGGUGGGCUGAAAGGGCACUCAUGCAAAAUUAUUACACAUAGGUACAUUGUAACCCACACAGAAGAACAGUUACCAACUGUAUUCAAAUGUUGAAAGUUUGAGAACCUAGUAGACUGUCAUGUUCAAUGAACCUAGUAGCUAUUGUUCUGAUUUAAUUUUAAAAAAUCAAUGGCCACCACAAUUGGAUUCUAGUUAGAUUCUAGCUUCUAGCCAAAGGAAGGUGUACCUAUAAAUAUUAAUUUCAACUUAAUUUGACAGUAGAAGAAAAAAAAAGUGGAAGUAACAAGCAUUAAGCCUUUACUUCUGUUAUGUUUACACUUGUUUUACAGGCCUUGUAAAACAUGUGUAACCAUAACAGAAGUAAUACCAGUUUCAUAUCUUGUGUAAAACAUACCUAUAUGUAUUUUCCAAUAGAGUUAGAACAUGACAAGAGCCUAAAUAUUGUAAAUUUGUAUGUUGUUAUUUUGUUCCGUCCAAUUUAUAAUACUUCUUAGGUUUUAGUACUUAUACAUUUUAUGCUAACUUUUUAAUGAAGUGACAAAUACAAAUAGGGUAGAACUUGGACCUAUAUGUAUUUUUUCAAUAGAGUAGGUAAGUAAAUGUCAAGAGCCUUGACAAAUUUGUGUCUUGUAAUUAUUUUCCGUCCAAUUUAUAUUAGUUUUUAGUACUUAUACCUGCAUUUUAUGCUAACUUUUUACAACUGUCUUCAGUAAACAUCUUAUUAUGGUAUUACAUUUUUAAAGUGUAGGUAACAUUCAUUUCAAAGUAUACAUUUUGCACAAUUUCGAUUUAAGACAGUGUAGAGUCAGUAAAAUAUGUAAUAAGUUAAUAACAAAAUGCCUUAAUAGAGUAAGUAUAAAGUAGUAUGUUGUGCCUUAACAUACUUAUACAUUUUCAUUGUAGAUUGUAAGAGUUUUAUUAUCAGUUCUGUGACUUGAGAAUCUCAUUAAUAUUGUUUACUUACCAAAUUAUUCAUGCACACAAUUAUUUUAUGAUAAAUAAGACUUCAAAAACAUUCCCG